AUGACGAACACGUCUCAAUCAACUUCGAAUGAUCCUUUUGGUGACUACCGGGCUGAAACUGCUGCCAUUGAAGUGACUGUGGCUAUUUUCAUUUCCCUUUCAGCCACGUUCGGUAACUCACUUGUUGUGUAUGUUAUUAGCAAGGUAUCCAGGCUUCGUAAUGACACCAACUUGUUCAUACUUAAUCUGGCAUUGACUGACAUCGCCAUGGGGACGAUCUAUAUGCCAUUCAAGAUUGCCAACCUGUGCACAGGAGUUUGGAAUUUCAGCCAAGUGUGGUGUCAGAUGACUGGAUCAAUUUUGUUCAUUUUGGCUUAUGCUUCCAUAUUCACGAUGGGAUUGAUAGCUUUUAAUCGAUACAUAAAGGUCUUAAAACCGACCCUUUACAGAAAAUUAUUCCCCAGCAAAAGAGCAGCUCGGAUGUAUUGUGUUCUCGUUUGGCUGUUUUCCAUCCUUCUCGAUAUACCUCUUCUUACUAGUUGGGUAAGAUUUUCAUAUGAAGAGAAACUUAAUCAAUGUAAGCUCAUGUCAUAUGCAUACCCAACAUUUACUUGGGCUGUGUUUACUAACGGAGUUAUGAUCGCAAUAUUUUACUGCUACUACAAAAUCUACAAAGCUGUGAAAGAAAGCACGGAUAAUUUGAAUGCACAUGCUGAGGGGAAUGGAGCCCACUCUUCAAAUGAUUCUCGCCGUUCCAACAUCACUGACGUCAAAGUUUCAAAAGUAUGCUUCACCGUAGCUUGUUUUUAUGUGAUAACAUGGUGCCCAGUCUCCAUUGUCGCGGGCACCGGCAUUUCAAGGUUUGCUAUUGGACAAAAGUUCUCUAAAGUAAGUGUUUACUUGAUGUUAUCGGGUAGUGUGGUAAAUCCAUUUAUCUAUGGGUUUAUGAAUCCGCAAUUCAAACAGGCCUUUAAAAGAAUACUCAGCUGUGGUUGCUAUGGUAACGAAAAUACAGAUCAGAGUCAUUCAAGGAAUAGAGUAGGAUAAUAGCGUCUGGUAGAAUCACAAUGAGCAGCGUCGAUGACAAUAGUCAUAUGAAAAGAAUAGUUACGCGGCGGCAACAAUAUUUAUCAGCAGUCUAAGUGAUAAGAAACAUAUCUAGGUGCUGAGGUUUAAACUGCUGUGAAGUCAGUCUUCUUGCUGCUUA
Molecule: messenger RNA, 1147 nt
Organism: Pocillopora damicornis (cauliflower coral)
Lineage: Eukaryota; Metazoa; Cnidaria; Anthozoa; Scleractinia; Pocilloporidae
Product: beta-2 adrenergic receptor
Biological process (GO): G protein-coupled receptor signaling pathway
Cellular component (GO): membrane
Molecular function (GO): G protein-coupled receptor activity
Source: RefSeq, a predicted model, not a curated record